This is a messenger RNA of Sardina pilchardus (European sardine), 10210 nucleotides long. It is a transcript of the gene bsna, whose product is annotated as bassoon presynaptic cytomatrix protein a. The transcript is spliced from 15 exons. Lineage: Eukaryota; Metazoa; Chordata; Actinopteri; Clupeiformes; Clupeidae. The record is from RefSeq and is a predicted model, not a curated record. Gene Ontology annotation, cellular component: cytoskeleton of presynaptic active zone; axon; glutamatergic synapse. Gene Ontology annotation, molecular function: metal ion binding; structural constituent of presynaptic active zone. Gene Ontology annotation, biological process: protein localization to synapse; presynaptic active zone assembly. The coding region runs from base 8 to 10210 and encodes 3400 amino acids.
UGGCGGCAUGGGCGUUGGCAGCCGGGGAGACCCGUACAGGCUGGCCACUCACGAGAGCCCUCACGCUCCCCAGCUGUCGCCCAGCCCGAGCCCCACGCCGUCCCAGAUGUCAGCCGGUCAGGGCGCCGGGCAGCACGCCUCCAGACGGAACCUCCAGGUGGACGUCAGCGGCGGCGGGCGCCACGGCCGCUCGCCCUCCGCGUCCCCGGACCGGGGCAGUGCCCCGACCUCGCCUUACUCCGUGCCACAGAUCGCCCCCAUGCCCAGCAGCAAGCUUUGCCCCAUCUGCAAGACCACCGAGCUGACCACCUCGAACAACACGCCCAACCACAACAAGUGCACCCAGUGUCGCACCACCGUCUGCAACCAGUGCGGCUUCAACCCCAACCCACACCUCACAGAGGUGCAAGAGUGGUUGUGUCUCAACUGUCAGAUGCAAAGAGCCCUGGGGAUGGACAUGACCACACCGCGCUCCAAGAGCCAACAGCAGAUCCACUCGCCCUCCCACAAGCCCAAGCCCCAAGCUGAACCCCAGCCCCAGCCUCCGCCACAGGCCCAGCCCCAGCCCCAGCACCCUCCAGCCCAGGCCAAGCCUCAACAACAGCCCCACGCUCAGCCCCAGUCACAGAUCCCUCACCCCGGGGCCGUGCCGCUCCCCGGCCUGGCCAAGGCCCCGUCCCAGCCCGACUUGGGCCGCGGCUCUCCGCUGCACUACGGCGGAGGUGGAGGAGGAGGUGGAGGAGGUCCACAGAUCCGGAGCGCCGGGAGCUCGCCGGCCCGCAAGCCCGCGGCGGCCGCCCAGGGCCAAGCGCAGGAAGGCCUGACCAAGCUGUUCGGCUUCGGCGCCUCGCUGCUCAACCAGGCCAGCACGCUCAUCUCCGUGGACCCGCUGCCGGGCUCCUCGCCGCAGCCGUCCCCGGCCCGCUCCAACGCCGGCGGGCCCCGCGUCCUCUUCAGCGACGGCUCCUCCAAAGGGCGGCCCGCCAGGGGGCGCUGGUGCCACCAAGCCUGGCGGGGGAGCAGGAGCUCCCUUCCAGCAGGGGCCCCAUGCACCACCACAGCAGCAGCAGCAGCAGCAGCAGAGAAGCCUCCCAUGCAGCAGCAGCAGCAGCAGCAGUCUCCGGCACAUCAGUUCAAGAUGCAGCCGCAGCAGCCCAAGCAGCAGCAGCAGCAGCAGCAGCAGCAGCAGCCGACGCCGGUCAAGCAGGAGCCUCCGCCCCAGCAGCAGCCGGCCCCGGCGCCGAAGGUCGAGUGUCCGCUCUGCAAGACGGCGCUCAACAUCGGCUCGACCGACCCGCCGAACUACAACUCCUGCACGCAGUGCCACACGCAGGUGUGCAACCUGUGCGGCUUCAACCCCACGCCGCACCUGGUGGAGAAAAAAGAAUGGCUCUGCCUGAACUGUCAAACACAGCGGCUAAUGUCAGGCGGGCUCGGAGACAUGCCUCUUCCUGUUCCCCAGCCGUCUCCCAAGCACCAACCAAUGGGAUCGCCUCGACACCAAGCGCCGGCCAGUCAGCAGCCAGCUCAGCAGCCGCCCUCGCAGAAAGUGUCCAAUCAGCAGCAGGAGGGGCCGAAGGCAAUGCAAUCACAGCAGAAAGCUCCCUUGGCUCAGGGGAGCGGUCCCUUCGCCCCAACGGCUGCUAAGGCACCAGGGGAUGCAAAAGCCCCUGGUCAGACCACUACCUCCAGCGAGACGCAGAAACAGCAAAAGAAUUUGGAGAAGGAUAUCACCACCUCCAAAACGGAGAAGGAACCAGAGUCCAAGGACUCUAAGCCUGCUCUUAAGAAGGGGAUACAAGAGCAAACACCAACCAUUACUCCAGCUAAAGAUGAGAAGAGGGAAACUCAAAAGUCAAGAUAUUAUGAGGAGGCGAACAAAACAAACAGCACCCAUGACCUCUCCAGGAGUCCCCAGAGCCUGAGUGACACUGGGUACUCCUCAGACGGCAUCUCGAGCUCGCACAGCGAGAUCACCGGCCUCAUCCAGGAGGAGGAGAUGAAGCUGAGCGAGAGAGGCCUGACUGGCCGCCACACUCCUCCCAGCCCCUCCGAGAUCACCAAGCUAGAGAGCUCCAUGAGACCAUUACUGGAGUCCAAGGUGAAGGACCAGGAGAAGGACAGGGAGCAUGAGCGUGGCAGAGGUCGGCAUCAUUCCCGAGACGCGGGACAUCGGCCGCAUUCACUCUCGAUCAGUCCUGAGGCCUACGACUCCGACGAAGAACUGGAGGACAUCAUGGAGGAAGAGGAAGAUCUGGCCGACUGGGAGGCCAAACGAGAGCUUCGAGCCAUGGCUGCCGCAGGAGAGGAGAGUAGUCACAAAAAGAAACCAGAUCCCUCUGAAAUGACCGACGAGGAGUAUAUGAGGAGGCAGAUUAUGGAAAUGAGCGCGGAUGAGGAUAAUGAAGAGGAAGAGGAGGAGGAAAUGGAGGAGGACGAGGAAGACGAGGGAUAUGGAUACCAAAAAUCAAAAAAGACACACAAGCACACCAGCGAAUCAGGGAAAGAGAAACGACGCCUCACACACCACUCGAGUAGCUUUGAGGAAGAAACCAAAUCUAGUGACGUGAAAAAAGGCUAUGCUGAGGAAGGAGAGGAGGACUUGAUGGCCUCACAAGGCGGUCUGCGCCGAUUUAAGACCAUUGAGUUAAACAACACAAGCAGCUACAACCGAGACAUCGAACUGAGCAAUGAGAAUGACCUAAGCCUGGACAGAGAACCCGAGCUUGAGAUGGAGAGCCUCACGGGCUCCCCAGAGGAGCGUUCGAGAGGGGAGUACUCCUCCACUUUACCACCCACCACCUCCAGCUACACCUCUGGCACCUCGCCCACUUCCAUCUCCUCGAUGGAGGACGACAGCGACAGCAGCCCCAGCCGUAGGCAGAGGCUGGAGGAGGCCAAGCAGCAGAGGAAGGCCCGACACCGCUCCCACGGUCCACUGCUGCCCACCAUCGAGGACUCUUCGGAGGAGGACGAGCUGAGAGAGGAAGAGGAGCUCCUCAGGGAGCAGGAGAAGAUGCGGGAGGUAGAGCAGCAGAGGAUACGUAGCACGGCCCGAAAGACCAAACGAGACAAGGAGGAAUUGAGGGCUCAGAGGCGGAGGGAGAGGUCCAAGACUCCUCCCAGUAACCUGUCUCCCAUUGAAGACGCCUCCCCCACGGAGGAGCUGAGACAGGCUGCUGAAAUGGAGGAAUUGCACCGAUCCUCCUGCUCAGAGUACUCUCCCUCCAUUGACUCGGAGGCUGAGGGCUAUGAGGUAUCAUCCAAGCUCUACAAGUCCGGCAGUGAGUACAACCUGCCAACAUUUAUGUCUCUGUACUCUCCUACUGAAAAGCCUGAAACGACCUCCUCUACCACAACCACGACUACCUCAGUGAGUGGCAAGCCUUUAAAGAGUGCCGAAGAAGUCUAUGAGGAAAUGAUGAGGAAAGCAGAGAUGUUGCAGAAGCAACAGAAGCAGCAGCAGCAACAGCAGCAGCAGCAGCAGCCGUCUCGUUCAGGGCAGCAGUACAACACAAGCGCCUUUCAACAGGAGGGCAUAAGAAAUGGACAGCAGUAUGAGGAUGAGUAUGAAUAUGUUGAUCAAGAUGAAACUGAGUAUGACAAUGAGGAGAGUGGGGAUAUCUAUGAAGAGAUUCGUCAGACCUCCCAAAACAUCACAAAAGAGUUGGACGAACAAGGAGAUAUUGAGGGAACCUAUCCUGACAAGCAACUUCUAGAUACAGGCUCAGCUUUUGCCAAACUGCUGGAGCAAAGUAAUGCCCUUUUGACCCCAGGCACUAGCCCCACUCAACUCUCCGCUCCUGUUUCAUUUGCUGAAACUGGUAGGGGCAUUCCUGACUCACCUUCCCAUGGUCUCUACAGGACCCGCCGUGUGGAGAAAGUCAGUGUUGGCACAAGCAUGGUCACUACGGCAAGCACAUACACUCGUGGGUCUCUCUCUAUGGAAAACAUAUCCCUCUGCAGAAUAUCUACUGUUCCGGGCACCUCCAGAGUGGAACAAGGUCAAAUGAUUCUUGGUGGGAGUGUAGUAGACCUGAGGACUCCAUUGAAGCCAACUCCAAUUAUCAUGACAGACCAAGGGAUGGACUUAACUUCAUUAGCCACAGACUCACGAAAGUUUUCAGGCAGUGCAGAGGGCAGCCCUAUUCGGCACUCAACAAUUGUCCAGCCACUGAUCAUGAACCUCAAUGCUCAGGAGCAACCGCAUAUGAUGGCUUCGACACCUACAACUGUGAGUGUCACAGUGGCAGCAUCCAUGUUCUAUUCCCAACACAAGCAACCUGUCAUAUAUGGUGAUCCUCUCCAGAACAGAGUGGAUCUGGGUCAGGGUAUGGUAGCUGUAUGCCUGGCUCCAUCAAAGCCUCUCCAACAGCAACAGCAGUUACUGGAACAGCAGCUUCAGCAGCAUCACCACCUGCAGCAAACGGGUUCAUUCUCAAGAUUCAACCUGAGCGGUCAAACCCCAGUGCUAAAGAAAGACCUGGUGGUGAGCCAAUCCAGCAGUGCCCAACCUGUUGUCAGUGCCAUAUCACCUGCUGUUGCACCUGAGAUAUACAGUGCUGGGGUGUCCAUUGAGAUGCCACCUGCGCAAGGUAUAGUGAACCUGGCCACUACCAAACCUCAUGCAGUGAUGGUGCAGAUGGAUGGUAUCUCACAAGGAGGUCCAGUUUCCCAACUCGUUAGGUCAGAAGAUGGUCAGGAUAUUGUAGAUCUUACUGGCCAGAUUAAAGCAGAAAAUCAAGUAGCCUGCUGUGACGUUGUUUACAAUUUACCCUUUGGUGGCACUUGCGUUGGAGGUCCCUUCUCCCAAAACCCAAAUCCAGAUGAAGCACCUGGUGUCAUUGAGCCUCCACGGCCCAUGCCGUUUCCCAGCUCCCAGCCAAUUCCCAACAACCACCGCCGCUGCGGUGCCCAGCCCCCGUCUAUGCCAGGACCAACACCCAUUGUUGUGCCAACAAACCAACCACAAGAGCAGCCUAUGAAUCUGACACAGCCUCACCACCACACUCAGACACAACCAUCAGGGCAAGCCCCUAGUCAGCCUCAAGCACCAACACAACCUCCCAUGGCUUAUGCCUACCCACCUACUCAUGGUCAGCCACCAAGCCAACCCCAGUCUCAGCCACCUCCACCAACCCCAUCUGCUGCCACCACCAGCAGUGAUGCAACAGCACCAAAAGACCCGGAAGAAGAGAGGCUUCAGCGACAACAGGAGCAUUUGCUUCAGCUUGAGAGAGAGUGUGUGGAGCUGGAGAAACUACGUCAGCUUCGUCUGCAAGAGGAGCUUGAGAGGGAGCGUGUCGAGCUCCAACGACAACGUGAGAAGGAACAGAUGUUGGUACACCAGGAGAUCCAGGAGCUGCAGACCAUCAAGCAUCAGGUCAUACAUCAGCAGCAGGCCGAGAGAGAAAAGCAGCUCGUCUUGCAGAAGGAGCAGCUCGCCCAGCAGAAAGCACAACUUGACCAGAUACAGUCUUUGCAGCAUCAACUGCAGCAGCAGCUUGAAGAACAGAAGAGACAGAAAACCGCCGCUGCAGCUGCAGCAGCCGUAGCCACAGCCAAUGUAAUUUGCGACCAAACAGGCAGAAUCAUUCAACAUGAACUGGUCCCAGACAUGACGUACAGCGAUUCGCAGCUGGCCUCUAGGUCUCUGCCCAAUUCUGCAUCAGAGAUGUGUUUGCGUGAGGAGCAGGAAACCAGAUCUAUGAGGAAACAGAGGUCCAUGCCUCGUCUCCAGGAUGGUGACAUAAGAGAGCCGAUGUUCCCUCUGACACGAAGAAUUGUGGACAGCAGUGUGCAAACAGAUGAGGAGGAUGGCGAGGAGAGGUUCCUUAUGUCCAGAAGGCGACGCACCAGGCGUAGCGUUGACUGCAGUGUUCAGACAGACGAUGACGAUGACAAGGCAGAGUGGGAGCAACCAGUCAGACGCCGGCGAUCCCGCCAUUCCCGCCACUCCGAGUCUGGGGCUGAUGCCAAGACUGACUCCGCAACUGCCACCACCUCCACAGCUGCCAAGGUGUCCUCAUCCAGCAUAGCCAUUCAAACCAUCCGGGACUGUUCUAGUCAAACAGACAAAGAGCAGUUGGGAAGAGUCUCCCCUGCCAUUCAGGUGACUGUGCCUGACCCAAAUAAAGUUGAAAUCGUCCACUACAUCUCUGGCCCCGAGAGAACACAGAAAGGCCAGAGUUUAGCUUGCCAAACGGACGUCGAGGCCCAGUCACAGGGAGUGGUUGUCCCACAGAUCAGCGUGGCGACCACCAUCAGCCCCUACUCCACAAGUGUCCAGCUUGUUGGAUCAUCGUCAGAUCCCCUCUCUCCUCGUCAGCAGGCGUCCAAGUUUGAGCGGCGAAAGCCAGACCCAUUAGAGAUCAGCUACCAGCAGCAGCACCAUCUGCACAAUGAAUCUCUGUCUAACCUGAUCCGGCAGCCACCCAAGUCUCCUCAGGUCUUGUACUCGCCAGUAUCCCCGCUUGCGUCUCCUCAUCGCCUAAUUGAGACAUCAUUCGCAUCCAGUGAAAGGCUGAAUAAGGCUCACGUCACUCCACAGCAGAAAUCCUAUACUGCAGAGUCACCCCAGAGGCACUCCACUUUGCCUCGACCAAUGAAGAAUGUCCAGAGGUCUAUGUCAGACCCCAAACCUCUCAGCCCGACCACAGAUGACCAUGCGAAGGCCAGGUUAUACCUGUCUCAACAACAGGCACUCCAGAGUCAGCUGGCUGCCCUCCAGCAGAGCUCCCUCCUGAGGAAGGUGAAGCGCACCCUGCCCAGCCCCCCGCCCGACGAGACCCAGCUGUCGAUGGUCACCCCUGCCCUGCCCCAGAUGUAUAUGCCCUCGGUGCCGUCUCUGAAGGCUGGCCGCAGCCCUGGCCUGAUCGCCAAGGCCAGCCUGCUGAAGGACCUGACCCACGAGCUGAAGGCGGUGGAGCAGGAGUCUACCAAGCUCCGCAAGCAGCAGGCGGAGCUGGAGGAGGAGGAGAAGGAGAUAGACGCCAAGCUCCGCUACCUGGAGCAGGGCAUCCAUCAGCGCAAAGAGACUCUGGUGAAGGAGAGAGAGAGGCGGGAGCUGGCGUACCUGCGCUGCAUGGGCGAUGCACGAGACUACAUGUCAGACUCUGAGCUCAACAACCUGCGCUUGGCAGCGGCUGCGGCGUCCUACGAGAGCAACGGCCUGCUGACGAGACCCAGCACGGCGCCCCUCAGUCAGUUUUCCAGUGAGCUGAGUACCGCCGCCCAGUACCCUCCUACAUCAUCAUUCGUCUCCUACCAGUUCCCCCAGAGCCAGCCAGUUCCCGCCCCACAGCCCACAACCCCUUUCCAAUCCACUGGAUACAACCAGCCUCCCUACCCCACUGUCUCCCAGGCCCAGGCUCUCCCUCAACCCACCCCUCUGCAGACCCAUCAUCCUCCCCCAUCAUACCAGACUCCAGGGACCUUCCCCUCACAAACCUAUCCACCAGGCCAACCUCCUUACCCAACUGAACACAGUGUGCAACCUCCAUCCCAGCCAGGACAUCCCGGGUUCCAGCAGCCUCCACCCCCUGGUGGCCAACCUCCUUACCCAACCCACACUACUCCAUACCCGAGCCAGGCACCACCCUACCCGGUCAGCCAGGCAAGCACUUACCAACCUCAGGCUGACAUCCUCACUGUGCACCAGAGGCCCCGUCAGACCUCAUUGGCUGAUUUGGAGCACAAGAUGCCCACUAAUUAUGAGGUCAUAAGCAACCCGACAGUUGUCGUGACAACCACCGCUCAAGACACCUCCUACUCUCAGACAGGUAUGGCCCCCGCUUAUGGACAGUACGCAACAACCAUGGCAAGCAGUUAUGGUCCAUACUCCACAGCUGUUUCCAGCUCUUACGGAGGCUACCCCACGACCACCGCAAGCUCCUAUGGCCAAUACACUACAACUGUGGCUAGCUCUUAUGGCCAGUACACAACAACUAUCGCUAACACUUAUGGCUACACCACAACCACAGCCAGUUCCUACGGACAGUACACAACCACGAUGUCUAGCGCAUACGGCCAGGCAUCUGACCGACUACACUCGGUCGACAGCCCUUCCACCUAUGCCAGUGAUGGUAUGUAUGGUUCCGCUAACCUGGAUCAGAACGGUGCCAAGAGCUACGUGGUGAUCGAUGACAUCAGCGAGCUGACGAAGGAGGGCAUGGGCACGGCCGCUGACCCGCACCGCACCGAGGGUCACGGGCGCUACGGGGCCGACGCCGUCCACACGCGAGGAGGGAGCUCCUACGGCCGACCGGAGGACGCGCAGCUGGAAGACCAGUACGACCAUCACCACGGCAGGGGUAAGAGCACCGGCGGCUACCAUCCGCGAGGGGCAGAUAUGUACGGCCGGGUAGUGGGCAGCGGUAGCAUGGGUGGGGGAUCGUCCUAUUACUAUGACGACUACAAGCACUCGUCAACCACAAGUUCACGUGCAGCCCAGAGGCACUCGUCCAAGAGCUUGGCACCAGCUGUAAUGUCCACCAAGAGGAGCAAGCACCGCAAGCAAGGCAUGGAGCAGAAGAUCUCCAAGUUCUCGCCCAUCGAGGAGGCCCGUGACGUGGAGGCGGACCUGGCCUCCUACACCAUGAGCACGGCUGCGACCAGUGGCUACGGUUCCGGCUCCCGUUCCCGAAAGCUCCAGGACGAGUUCGCUUACGGGCUCGGGCGCAAGACCGUCUACGACCCUCAGAGGGGCUACUACGAGGAAGACGAGCGACUGUACAGCCAAGGCAGGUCCCGCUCCACCGGCUACGUGCCAGUAAUGGACAAGGUCGCGACCAGGGACUCGGGCUACCGGAGCAGAUCGUACGAGCGGGACUACUAUGAGAGGUCGUAUCGGAGCGGCUAUGGUGGCCACAGUGGACGUCCUACCUUGCGCUCACAGUACUCCGAGGAGGAGAGUCCACUCAGCCCUAUGGGGAAACCUAUGGGCGGACGUGGCUAUAUGGGGCCAGAUCCUUACAAUCCAUACGGCUCCAGCCACUCCCUGCCAGACGUGCAGGACCACAUAAGAGACUUGCCCAGGACGCACGUCUACAAAUCUGACGAUAUGUACAUUAUAGACGAUUAUCAUUGCGCUGUGUCAGACAGUGAAGCCUACCACUUGGGCCAGGAGGAAACGGACUGGUUCGAGAAGCCGCGCGACGUCCGUGGCUCCCGUCACUAUGGCAGCAGUGGCCACUCCUCGGGGAGGCGGAGCCACGUCAAACACACUUACCACGACUACGACGAGCCGCCGGAGGAGGACCUGUGGCCGCAGGACGAGUACGGCCAAACGCGCUCCCACUCCGCGUCUCGGGAGCACCGCCACCACGGCACCGGGAGCUCGAGCCGCCACUCGUCGUCUCGCCACGGCGACGAACAGCGGUCCUCUCGGUCUUCGCGCUCCUCCAAGGACCCGUCCGUGCGCCACGACUCCCGCUCCGUGUCCUCGUCUUCGGGCAAGAGGGGCGACUCGCGCUCCCAGAGCUACCACUCCGCCGACUACGCCCGCGACCCCUCGGGACACCACCACUCGGGCCAGCGCUCCAGCCGGCAGUCCUCCCACCACCAGGGGUCCUCCAGCAGGAAGCAGCAGCAGGAUCUCCAGGGCCAGCCGUCCUCCAGGCAGCCCGGGUCGUCCGGGUCCAGGACGCCGGGAGGGCCCGCGGGGCAAGGUAGGCAGCCUGGGUCGGCGCUGCCGCCGGACGGGCAGCAGGGCCAGCGGGCGCAGCUUCAGCAGCAGCCCCAGACGUCGGCGGCCAGGCCGGGUCAGCAGCUGCCUGCGGGAGGCGUUGCAGCGCAGCAGCAGCAAACCCAGCAGCAGCAGCUCCAGGCCAAGCCGGGCCAAAUGGGCCAAAUGGGCCAAAUGGGGCAGAUGGGGCAGAUGGGUCCGAUGGGCCCGGGGGCAGGAGCAGCACAGACACCUGCUGCUAUGGCUGAACCCAAACCUGCAUCGACCACCGCGAUUGGAGCAAAAGCUGCGACAGCCCAGCCAGCCAAAGCCGCUCAGCCACCACUCACGGGGAUAGGGUCCAAGGCUGGCAUUGGUGGCAUGGGUGGUAUCGGUGGCAUUGGGUCGAAGGCAGGUGGCAUAGGCAGCGCAGCUGCAGGUCAGCCUGGUGCAGAGGGAGAGAGCUUGCUGUCUAAGGUCCUGCCAUUAGGAGGAGCCGCUGAGCAGGCCGGAAAGCUGGGCGAGGCACUGCUGGGGAGCUACUAA